This is a messenger RNA of Fomitopsis serialis, 639 nucleotides long. RefSeq lists its product as uncharacterized. Lineage: Eukaryota; Fungi; Basidiomycota; Agaricomycetes; Polyporales; Fomitopsidaceae. Bases 1 to 639 code for a protein of 212 amino acids. The record is from RefSeq and is a predicted model, not a curated record. The transcript is spliced from 7 exons.
AUGAUGGAAGGCGUCGAUCUCGACCGCUGGUUCGGAAGCGUUCCACAUCUGACAGCGGCUCCCGCGGUCACUCCCCCACUGGCAGUGGACCAGCCUCGAAACGGCCUCGGCCUACCGCCUUCGCUGAGUCCCUGGUGGGUCAUACCUCGACUGCACAGCCCACAGGAACCCACGACUCUGCCGAACAGCACCACCUAUGAGGCUGCCCUUAAGUGUACCGGAACAUCGCUGAGCAGCUUGUCGCCAUUCAACGACAACGACAGCGAGGAGCACAGUUGCUGCAUGGAUGCUGAGCCGUCGGAUAAGAAUUACAGAGCACCCUCGGUUGUGACUUACGAAGGCAUGUUGAUGCCGCGUUCUGUGGCUGAAGAGAUGCAGCGAGCAGCAGUUGAUGGAGAUAGCCUUCGCUUGUCUGACGGCUCUUCGAGCGCAGGCGCGAGAUCGACGCCUCCUAGCCGCCUUGGGGGCGUCGAGGAUGUUGUUCAGUCCGUUCUGGAUGCGCUGAGGCAUGUCCAAGCCCAUGGGCAGGGCUCGUCUUGCACCACCACUACUGUCACCAUCACGACAGCGUCUGGCGACAGUGUCAAGACGACUACUACGACGAUCACUGCGCGGGUGCCUGCAGCAGAAUCCGACUGA